UGUGUGAAUUGGCUGGAGUUUUUCUUGUUGCUCUCUGUGAUUGGAGUGGCCAAAGGCCAAGGAGUAACCUAUGAUGGCAGGUCUCUCUGGAUCAAUGGAGAAAGGAAAAUCCUCUUCUCCGGCUCCAUACAUUACCCUCGCAGCACGCCGCAGAUGUGGCCUUCUGUCAUUGACAUGGCAAAGCAAGGAGGGCUUGAUGUGAUCCAAACUUAUGUCUUUUGGAACAUCCAUGAACCAAUGCAAGGACAGUACAAUUUUGGAGGAAGAUAUGAUCUUGUGAGCUUCUUGAAGCUGAUACAGUCAAAAGGACUCUAUGCGAGCCUUCGGAUUGGCCCUUUCAUUGAGUCCGAAUGGAACUAUGGAGGUUUCCCAUUCUGGUUGCACGACAUAGCGAACAUUUCAUUUCGGAACAAUAAUGAGCCCUUCAAGUUUUACAUGCAAAACUUCACUACCAAGAUAGUGAACUUGAUGAAACAGAAUGGGCUCUAUGCAUCACAAGGAGGCCCAAUUAUUCUCUCCCAAAUUGAAAAUGAAUAUAAGAAUGUGGAAGGGGCAUAUCAUGAGCAAGGCCCUCUAUACGUUAACUGGGCCGCAAGCAUGGCAGUGGGCCUCAACACGGGUGUUCCAUGGAUGAUGUGCAAACAAGAUGAUGCUCCUGACCCCGUGAUAAAUGCAUGCAAUGGAAUGAAUUGUGGAGAAACAUUUGCCGGCCCCAAUUCACCCAAUAAACCUUCCUUGUGGACUGAGAACUGGACAUCGCAAUACCAAGUGUAUGGUGGGAAGCCAUAUUUUAGAUCAGCCGAAGACAUUGCCUUUGCAGUUGCACAAUUCAUUGCAAAGAACGGAAGCUUUGUAAAUUACUAUAUGUAUCAUGGAGGAACAAAUUUUGGAAGAACGAGCUCUGCGUAUGUGACAACAAGUUACUAUGAUCAGGCCCCUCUGGAUGAGUAUGGUAUGAUAAGGCAACCUAAAUGGGGACAUCUUAAAGAAUUGCAUGCUGCAAUAAAGAAUUUUAGUGAACCAUUACUAUCAGGAAAAAUCACAAACUUUUCCUUGGGCCAAUUACAGGAGGCCCGCAUAUUUGAAGGAAACUCUGGAGAAUGUGUAGCCUUUCUUAUUAACAGUGACCGGAAUAAGAAUGCAAAUGUCAAUUUUCGUAAUUUGAGAUAUGACUUGAAUCGACGUUCCAUCAGUAUCCUAGGUGAUUGUGUCAAUGUGGUAUUUGAUACCUCCAGGGUUAAUGUGGUACCAAAUGUAAGAUCUUAUUCAACAUCACAAAAAGUAGAGAAGUGGGAAGCCUAUAGUGAUCCAGUUUUGAGUUUCAGUAGUAAUGCAUCCAUAGUAUCAAACAACUUGUUGGAGCACAUGACUACCACCAAAGAUGAAUCAGAUUACUUGUGGUAUACAACUAGCUAUGACCAUUCCUUUAACAUGGAUGCUCAGCCCAAACUUCAUGUAAGUUCUCGUGGCCAUGUGGUGCAUGUUUUCGUGAACAACGUAUAUGUGGGAAGUGCACAUGGAAGUGCUCAAAAUCAUGGGCUUGUAUUUGAGAAAGCUAUCUCUCUGAAAGCAGGGAAGAACAAUAUUUCCUUGUUAAGUGCGACAGUCGGAUUUCCAGAUGGUGGUGCAUUUAUGGAGCGAAGAGUAGCAGGGAUUAACAGUGUCAACAUCCAAGAAAAUAGUAAUCGCAAACUUGACCUCUCCAGUCGCGAAAUUGACCUCUCUUUUUACCAAUGGGCUUAUCAGGUUGGCAUGUUAGGAGAGAAGUUAGAAAUUUACACCCCUCAAGGAGCACAGAAAGUUGAAUGGACAAAUGCCACUAGUUCCACUCAUCAACCCCUCACAUGGUACAAGUCAUAUAUAGAUGCACCUGGGGGAAGCGAUCCAGUUGCGAUAGAUCUUAACAGCAUGGGGAAAGGGCAAGCUUGGAUCAAUGGGGAAAGCAUCGGACGGUUUUGGCCAUCGUUUCUUACUCCCACAGGAGAGUCCUCACAAACAAUGUACCAUAUUCCGCGAUCAUUCUUGAAACCUUUUGGGAACCUUGUGAUACUAUUCGAGGAAAUGGGAGGUGAUCCUGCUCAUGUAUCUCUCGUAAACGUCACAGUUAAAAGUGCUCAAGUGGCAUAGAGAGGGAAUGUAUGGGUAAAAGGAGUUGCUCCAUUACAAUAUCACCAAAGCAUGUUGGAGGUGAGCCGUGCCCCAGAAUCUCAAAGGGGUUGAAGUGAGAUGUAGUUGAUAGUGAAGGGAAUGAAAGAUUAAUAAAUCAACAUAUAGAAUGAUGUUCAUUUUUUAUAACAAUA
Molecule: messenger RNA, 2300 nt
Organism: Amborella trichopoda
Lineage: Eukaryota; Viridiplantae; Streptophyta; Magnoliopsida; Amborellales; Amborellaceae
Gene: MUM2
Product: Glycosyl hydrolase family 35 protein
Biological process (GO): carbohydrate metabolic process
Molecular function (GO): hydrolase activity, hydrolyzing O-glycosyl compounds
Source: RefSeq, a predicted model, not a curated record